UUCAAGAAAUUUAAGUUAAUUAUCCCAUUUAUGUUCAAAAUGGGCAGCUCUCUAGUUCUUUCAUUGGCUAAUUUGUUGAUUAUUUCAACAAUUGUGUCAUUUGGUUCUUUAGUUAUGGUUAAUGGUAUUUUCUCAGAUAAUAUGUACAUUAAUUGGGGUUCUCAUCAUUCUUGGAUGCAAGGAGAUGAUCUUCAACUUGUCCUUGAUCAAUCCUCAGGUUCAGGAGUACAAUCAAAAGGAACAUUUCUAUUUGGAAGUAUAGAAAUGCAAAUUAAAUUGGUACCUGGAAAUUCUGCUGGAACAGUCACUGCAUACUAUUUAUCCUCAACUGGUGACAAGCAUGAUGAAAUUGACUUUGAGUUUCUAGGAAAUGUAUCAGGACAACCAUAUAUUAUACACACAAAUAUAUUUACUCAAGGUGCUGGAGGAAGGGAACAACAAUUUUAUCCAUGGUUUGAUCCAACUGCUGAUUAUCAUAAUUAUACCAUUCAUUGGAACCCUANUUAAUGGAGCGUUGAUCGAGUCAAUUCUUGACUAAUGUUUAUUUAUUCAUGUUGUAGAUGGUACGUUGACGAUAUACCAAUUAGAGUCUAUAAAAACUAUCAGAGUCAAGGUAUUCCCUAUCCGAACGCGCAAGCAAUGGGGGUUUACUCUAGCCUUUGGAAUGCUGAUAGUUGGGCAACUAGAGGUGGUCUUGUCAAAUGUGACUGGACCAAUGCACCAUUUAUAGCCAAGUAUCGAAAUUUCGCCCCACGGGCCUGUAUCUGGAACGGACCCAUUAGCAUUAGUCAAUGUGCAACUCAAACUUCAAGUAACUGGUAUACUGCUCCUGAGUAUAAUCAAUUGAGUUACGCGAAACAAGGUCAAAUGGAAUGGGUUAGGAACAAUUACAUGAUUUAUGAUUAUUGUAAAGAUACAAAGCGAUUUAACGGACAAUUUCCUGGAGAGUGUUUUAAACCUCAAUUUUAACAAAUAAAAUUGAGUCCAAUAUAUAUAUAUAUACACACAAAUGAGAUGUAUUAUUGAUACAUAUAUUCUUGUUUUUUUUCUUGAUAUUUUGUUGUAAUUUAUUUUGUUCUUUUUUCUUUUCUUUGUUUUGUCAAGAUAUUAUACCCCAUUCUUUUGAUAAAAUGUUGUUUCAAUUGUAAUAUUUGUUCAUUGGAAAGUUUAUCAUGUAUA
Solanum pennellii is the source of this 1179-nucleotide messenger RNA. RefSeq names its product probable xyloglucan endotransglucosylase/hydrolase protein 26. The record is from RefSeq and is a predicted model, not a curated record. Gene Ontology annotation, cellular component: cell wall; apoplast. The transcript is spliced from 3 exons. NCBI's taxonomy places the organism in Eukaryota, Viridiplantae, Streptophyta, Magnoliopsida, Solanales, Solanaceae. Gene Ontology annotation, molecular function: hydrolase activity, hydrolyzing O-glycosyl compounds; xyloglucan:xyloglucosyl transferase activity. Gene Ontology annotation, biological process: xyloglucan metabolic process; cell wall biogenesis.